Molecule: messenger RNA, 711 nt
Organism: Orycteropus afer afer
Lineage: Eukaryota; Metazoa; Chordata; Mammalia; Tubulidentata; Orycteropodidae
Gene: LAT
Product: linker for activation of T cells
Exons: 11
Coding region: 1-711 (236 amino acids)
Biological process (GO): signal transduction
Cellular component (GO): membrane
Source: RefSeq, a predicted model, not a curated record
AUGGAGGCAGCUGUCCUGGUCUCCACCGUGCUGGGGCUCCUGCUAAUGCCCCUGUUGGCCGUGUUGCUGACGGUACUGUGUGCGCGUUGCCGUGAGAUGCCAGGUUCAUAUGACAGUGCUUCCUCAGAUGGUUUGUACCCAAGUAACAUACUGAUCAAGCGGCCUUACACGGUCGCUCACUGCCCACCUGCUACUUCCUACCCGCCUGUUGCUUGCCACCCACCCCUGAGCCAGCCGGACCUGCUCCCCAUCCCGAGAUCCCCACAGCCCCCUGGGAGCUCCCAUCGGAUCCCACCUUCUCAGCAGGACUCAGAUGGUGCCAACAGUGUAGCAAGCUAUGAGAAUCAGGAGCCAGCCUGUGAGGACACGGAUGGAGACGAGGAUGAGGAAGACUAUCACAAUGGCCGCUACCUGGUGGUGCUCCCCGACAGCUCCCCAGCCAGUAGCACUGCUGUCCCAUCAGCCCCUGCGCCCAGCAAAUCCGGCCUCCGAGAUAGUGCUUUCUCCAUGGAAUCAGGUGACGAAUAUGUGAACGUACCCGAGAGUGAGGAGAGCGCAGAGGCAUCUCUGGAUGGGAGCCGGGAGUAUGUGAAUGUGUCCCAGGAGCUGCAGCCCGUGGCCAGGACUGAGACUGCUACCCCGAGUUCCCAGGAAGUAGAGGACGAGGAAGAAGGAGCCCCAGACUAUGAGAAUCUACAGGAGCUGAACUGA